Molecule: messenger RNA, 5505 nt
Organism: Saccostrea echinata
Lineage: Eukaryota; Metazoa; Mollusca; Bivalvia; Ostreida; Ostreidae
Product: lamin-L(II)-like
Exons: 18
Coding region: 134-3451 (1105 amino acids)
Cellular component (GO): cytoplasm; nuclear envelope
Source: RefSeq, a predicted model, not a curated record
UUACCCAUGUACGGCCCUCGUUGCCAGCCAAAAAAUCUUUGACAAGCGAGAAGUGAAGCUAUGUAGGCAGGGAUAUUCAUUGAAAGUGGAUUUUCUUUUUAAAUGCAGUUGUUCCACUUGAAUUGUGUGUUAAAUGGCCCAGGUGCUAAGGUUGAGUGGGGGUCCAUCACAGGAUAACCCUUUUAUCACACAUCUAGGGGACGGUGACCCUAAUCUACAGCCCCACCCCCAGCACCUUCUUAGAUCCUCCACCCCAGACGAGGAGCAGACCUUGCAGCUGGUUAUCCCUGAACUUGACUAUUCAGGAACAGCUGAGCACUCACUCAACAACUCAGGCAGCAACAAGGAACAUAAUCACUCAGAAACCAAGGAAGUUGAUACAAAGGAACCAGUACCUGAGCCAGAACCUCCUACCACUGUAGAAGAACCACCUAGACCUCAAUCCAGGCAUUCCUUUGUUACCUCAAGGAGUUUCCUCAAAGACAAGAUUUCACCCUCCACAAAACCAUUUAAUAAACAGGUGUAUUUUGUGUCUUCAAGUUCUGAACCUCAUUUGCGACCUGAGAGUCGCUGCACAAACGUGACAGACUCAUUCAACAAACCGAUUGUAACUCCCAUAGUGGAGAAUCCAUAUGCUCGAGUGGACUCAGGGUAUUCGAGUCGUUACAGCAACAGGAGCUAUAGUGCAGGUUCUAUACGCAAGGUUACUCACAGCCCAAGCAAAAUGAGCUACGGAAUGACCGAGCAUUACUCAAAUACUCAUGUCCAACAACCGUGUAAUCGGACACAGGAACGAGAGGAGUUGCAGCGGAUUAAUGACCGCUUCACAGCGUACAUCCAGAAGGUCCGCCAUUUACGAGAACAGAGUGGACAUCAGGUGGAUGCAACGUCUUUCAUUAAGUCUACAAAGGUUUUAGAAGAUGAGCUCGCCACUCUGAAGGAUCUGUAUGAAAGAGAACUGGACAAUGUUAGGAAACAACUGGAAGAAGUUACAAAAGAAAGGAAUUCAUAUCAGAUGCAGUAUAGCAAGAGUAAACAGUUUUCCUUAGAUCUGGAGAGCAGAUUAAUGGUAGAAACAGAGAAAAAUAGGAAACUAAUGGAAGAAGUUAACAUCAGUCAUAAACGAAUCCAGUCUUUAGAAAACGAGGUUUCUGAGUCCAGAAGGAGUUCAGGUCGACCUUUUGAUGACAUCAACAAUUUGACAAGAGACGCUGAAAAAAUGACAAGGGAGAUUGAAACUCUAAAGCGCAGAUAUGAGAAGGAACAGCUGAUGAGACAGGAAUCAGAAGAGAAGGCUCACCUAAUGUCCCAAAAGAUGGAGUUUGAUAACCAAGUUCAGGGCCAGCAGAUCAGAGAAUUGAGAGAGCGAUUGGAGAACGCCAACGCUACCAUACUCAGUCUGGAGACCCGCAUACGACAGUACAGCAAAUCCGAUACAUCUGUGUCAGCUCUGCUUCAACAGGUCAGAGAAUCUGCAGAGGAGGAAAUGGCACGAUUCAAGGCUGAAUUGGAGGAAACCUAUAACAGAAAUAUAACUGCAUUGAAAACUCAAAUGGAAAAUGAUGCAAAAACAUUUGAUAGACUGAAUACAGAGAAAUCACAGAUUUUGGGACAAAUUGUGGAACUCAAAGCUAAGAUUACUUCUCUUGAAGGACAGAUACAGAAUUUGAAUCACCAGAAAGAGUCCCUAGAGGAGAUGGUGGCCCAGGAAAGAGCCCGGGCCAGUGAACAGGUGGCGGCCAUGUCAAAGAAGCUGAAGGACGUCCAGGACAUGCUGUUUGUGAAGAUAAGGGAGGCAAGCCAGUCACAUGACUGUCACAUGCCACUGAAGGCAGAGAUCAGUGCCCUGAAAGCUCUCCUGGAGGAGGAGGAAAAAAGGUUGCAAGUACCAUCAGAGGAAGUAACAAACACUAUGUCUUAUACCUCCACAACUCAGGCAGACACUGCAGCUGUAACCUGUGCAGAAACGAUGACCUACGCCCCUCCACCUGCUGUUUCCAUGACCUCCUACACCCAGCCGUCUGCCCCUCCCAUGUCUCCCUCCUUUGCCCCACUGACCGCCCCAAAUCUGACGAACGAGUACAUUCCUCAGUAUGAUCCUGUGACAUCAGAAGAACUGGAUGCAGCCGGUGUGGGACUGGAGUAUUUUGGGGGAGGGACUCGAUAUACAUACCAGACAACACCCAGUUACAACAAACUGCAGAUCGAGCCCUCACCCCCCACCACCCCUCGCCCUGUGGGGCCAGUGAUGAGAGCCAAGUCUGCCCCAGCUGGGGCUCAUGUCAGAGGUCAGAAUGUCCCUCUUAUUCCUACCAGCAUGGGUCAAGGUCAGGAUUACUUUGAUGAGAUGUUCCGUGACCUUGCCAGGGAAACCCUGUACACGGCCCCCUCCCCACCCCCACAAAAACAGCAGAGGAGUAAAUCAAGCAUGGAGAAGUAUCAGAGUUCAGUAUACCAUGACUACAGCACUGCCACAUCCAGUCGUUCAGAGACCCCCGAGUAUCCACGACACUUACUGCCCAAGGACGCUCUUGUGUUUAGUGCCGUUGGUGAUAUCAAAAUUCUAGAAGUCAACCAAGAAGGGAAAUAUGUGCGAUUAAUGAAUGAGAGCAAACAGGAGGCAGAGUUUGGAGGUUACAUGAUACAACAAAAUGUCGGUGGACAUCCAGUGGCUGUGUACCGAUUUCCCCCAAGGACGAAAUUCCCCCCAAGUUGUACCCUUACAGUGUGGGCGGGAACAAACGACCCAAUUUUACACCAGCCCCCAUCUGACUAUGUUUGGAAGGAGCAGCAGAAAUGGGGCACAGGUCCAGAGUGCACAACCAUUCUGUGUAAACCCAAUGGUCAGGCAAUAGCUUGGACCACAGCUGCACAUAGGUUUACAAAAAAUGCAUUUGAGGAGCCCUCAGCAACCUCCCAGCCUGUGGUGGCAGAUGAACCCAUUCCUGAUGAUCAGAAUGUAGAGACAGACAGUCUGACGGAGAUGACAGUCAACAUCAAUGAACCGAAACCAGACUCAGUGUACCUCAAAAGGGAGAAACAACAGCCUAAUGUGUUAACCCCACAGAAGCACCCCCAUGGUACCUCCCCAGGAAAAGAAAUCCAUCCCCACACAGGUCAGCCCCGCCCCUAUACGUAUGGUAAUGACAACAGCAGUGUGAACCGACAGUCUCGAUCACAGACAACACGACCUGACCCAGUCAGUGGUCAGCCUUAUGCAGGUUCAGCCCAGAAGAUGGGCAGUGCUCCUUUGAAGCGUUACACCCCCACCAAUAUACGAGGGAAUGGCUGUAUUGUUAACAAAGCAGAUGUAGGUAAAACUUCAAGCCCACCUAAUCCUUUCAUGUCACCACAUGUCAAGUUUCAAACAGGCCUAGAUCAGAUCCGCUCCCAACACAAUGAGGACUUCAUGCCUCCCAUGCCCCGCCCACCUCUCUUCUCAUCAUGGUAGCUCCUCCUACUUUCUGUUUAGCUCCUCCUACUCUGAAUUUUGUGUGUCCUAUCUGUGAACGGAUUGAUGAAUGUGAAUGUUUUCUGCAAGGAAGUUGGAUUUGAUACAGCAAGGGAAACAGAAUGCAUUUCAGCAUUAUGGUGUUACAGUGGAGUGUGGAACUUACUGUUUUCAAAACAUUUUCCAGUUUUUCCAUUAGAAAAGAUGCCAACAAGAACAGCAUGAGAGAUAAAACUGAUGGUGUGGAUUUCUAUCCUUCUUUCUUUGUGUCGCUGGAGGUGGGUGGGACUCAUGCCACAUGUACACGUAUCUUACAUAAACUCUGGUAUAUAUGUUGAAGAUAAACACUUAUUUCUUGAUUGUUGAACACAAGAGAUGUGGAAUUCAUCAACUUCAAAGUAUUUUUUUUUAAUUAUCAGAUAUAAUUAGAGACACUGCUGUAUCAUCAAAUUAAAUUGUAGGUGAAUAUUUGUGUUUGAAUUUUAUCAUGUUUAUUGUUCUGUGUAUUUCUUUAAAGCAUUAUUUCUUUGUUGAUUUGAAUGUUUUUUGUUUGUAUUAGAAAUUGCCAGGCAUGCAUGGAUAUUUUUUUUACUACCAAGGGUAUGUGUUUCAUUGUGACAUUUUUAGCCUGAAUAUUUGCUCAGAAUUCCUCACUGAACUGAUUCCACAGGGUCUGUUGCGUCUUGAUGCUAAUACAGAAAUUCUGCUCCUUAAGAGUUCAUGAAUCAAGGUCGUUGUUAAUGACUUACCCCUUUGCUUUUAUUAUCUACCGUCAAACCUAUCUAUGGGGCUGAGAAAAACUGAGAUUUCAGAGAAUUUGAGAUAUUAUUUAAUGCUUAAAGAAGAAGUGGUUGGGACCUUCCAACCUUAUUCAACAUAUUCAUGGUAUUCAAGUAAAGUUACUAAUUAAAAGUUCAAAUGUAUAUUGGUUUAAAAUGAGGUUUGAUGUAUUCUUGAGUAUGUUUUAAUUGUAAGGUGAUGUAACUCUAAAAGGCGCUUGAGUAUUAAUUUUGCAGAAAUGAAUACUAUUUUAAAUUGAAAAGCUUAAAUUGCAAAUAAUUUCAUUUGUCACCUUAUUUAUGCAUGGAUAUAAAGUUUGUUUGUCUGAUAUAUAAUGUAUUUAUAAGAUACAUUGAUGUAAUUAUUCAGGGCACUGAGCUUGCACUUAUUGCAAACUUACACGUAAUAAAAUAGGAAGCAGUUUUUAUGUUUUAUGUCCAUUAUGCAUAAUGGGAGUGAGGAUUUAUUUUUAUACAUGUAAUGCUUAGUAUGUUUAAUCAAUUUUUCUGUGAUAGAAACUCAAUGCCAUAUGUUUUAUCUGCUGAAAUUUUUGUUGCCUUUCAGGGCUUUGGUGUAAACAGAUUUUUUUUUUUGAUUUUUACUAGUUUUGAUAAGAUUUUUUCUCCACCUCAGAAGUGGUACUGCAUGUACUGUAGAUCACUAAAUUUUCACGACACUUUAUUUUCGCAAGAUAGUCAAUGUCUCUUUAUUAGCGAGACAAAAUUUUCACAAAUAGUGGUUAUUGCUCUAUAUAAUCAUAAAGAUUGCUAUUGUACGCGAGAAUGAAAUUUUCGCGAGCACAUUGUCUUGCGUAAAUAUGCGAAAAUAAAGUUCUCACGAAUAAAAGGUGAUUUACAGUAAUAUGUAUGAGUUGAUUGUUAUUAGGAAUGCAUUGUUUUGUAUUUUAAUUGAGAAUAAAGAAUUCAUUUUAAAUGGAUGAACCAAUCAAAGAGUAAUAUGACUUUCUAGCCAAAUUUGAGAUAAGAAGAAAUCCAAAGGUUGAGAGGCUCCUUGAUAGUCAGGUUUUACUGUAUUAUCUUUGGGCUGAAUCAAGCAUUUAUAAUGCUGAAUGUAUCAUGUAGUCUGCGCUGUAUCAAAUGUUUUAUUUUGUCUUUUACUUCUUGUUCCAUCCAUGAUUGUUAUCUGUGAUAAUUAUUAUAUAUUUUUUUUAUAUUCAAAUUAUAGUAUGACUAGACCACAUUUAACAAAUUUUUGCUAAUUUUGAUAGAGUACAUAUUUAUACAGAGAGCUUAAUAAAUAUGUAGAAAUUUAUA